AUGGUGCAGAGUGGGAUGCUACCGACAGUCAUAAACACUUUCUUGCCCUUGCUGGUUCUCUUCAUAGCAGUGGCUUACGUGUAUUUCUGUGGCGAUUACACCAGUCGUGAGGUUGUUCAUCAUAAUACAGCAUUUGUACACCCGUCGGACAGGAAGCUUAUCGAUAAGCAUGAACUACUAGAAGCGCAGUUAUCCGAAGAGGCGGCGACUCGACGAAGAAUAGAAGCUCAUCCGAAAAGUGUCGUGCUGGGGUUUGGAGCAUGCCUGGAUGGAGUUACUCGUGGAGUGGAUCUACUCAGGGAGCUGCACAUAGAGCCUUCUGAGCACCCCCAGGAUCAUGAUGUCAUCACCAGUCGGGAGGAUUUGGCCGAAACUUUUCACUAUUUUUUUGAGCACGGUGCUGCGGCUGAGCGCUACGUCUCAAACAGGACACUCUUCGAUGAACUGGUCACUGCAGUGCGGAGUUUUGGUGAUCAUUAUGGGACUUUCUGGAGAUUCGGUGGCAACGCUCCACAUAUGGGGUGUAGGAUCAAGCUGGAGGGGCAUGAUGUUCUGUUGGGCGCACAUGUCUCGAAAGAGCUCCGAGAUCAGUUCGCCGUGUCCUUGCCGGUAGCAGGAGGUCUGGCAUCAGCAUCAACGGAAGGAAGUGGAGACGAUAUCCACAUCAUUUUGGAGAGCAUUUCUGAUGAGACUUGGGGUUCCGACAUUUGUCCGAGGGCUAACCGUUUAGCUCUUCAUAGCGAUAUUCACUCACCGUAUCUGCGCGGUAUAGAGGAGAUCCAGGAGGAAAUAGGCUCGGGUGCAUUCAAGCCCGACGCCUUGGUCCUGGGGGCUUUCCAAAUGAUGGAUGGGUUCCCGUUCCCAACAGAAGGGGAGCGGCUAGAGCGACUUGAGCGGGCUCGACAGCUGAUUGAUGCACAGGGCCCUUCCGUAAAGGUCCACGUUGAACUCGCUAGUUUCGCCAAUUCUCAGUUCAUGAGAGAGUUGUAUGAUACCGGUAUGCUGACUAGAGUCGAUAGUCUUGGGAUGAAUGAACAGGAGCUAACGACAUUCACGGACUGGCUGGGAAAGUCGUCUACGAGCGAUGGGAGUCUCAUCCGCGCUUCGGAGUCUCGUCCUAAAGUUCGGAACGUUUUGGAUGCGUUACGAAGCCUUUGGAAACUGAUUGAAGAAGUGAAUGAGAAAACGAACUCCACGAGGCAGGUAUCUCGUAUACACGUUCACACUCUAGCCUUCCAAGCUGUUUUGGUCAAGACCGAUGCCUGGAACAGAACAGCAGAAGCCAUGAGUAAAGCGAGUCUCAUCGCCUUCAAGCAUGUGUGUGGUUUCAACACUGACGAUGAUAUAGACCUGAACAAGGGAAAGGUUCUGUUAUAUGAUACGUUCGUCGAUAGUGAAGAUGAAGACCUGGCGCAGAGGAGGGAUGUGCUUAAGACUAGGCACCAUAAUGGGGUGGUUUGUUGGGAUGAUACUCGCGAUCAAGAAUCCAUCGAUAAGGUUACCAUGUGCCUGAGUCCAAACAUUGUAUGCACAGAACCUGUAGCAACGAUUGCAGCGGGCGAUAACAUCUCAGGAGCUGCUAUCGCGGUACAAAUUUAACUGAACUCUGUCGCGAG
This is a messenger RNA of Perkinsus marinus ATCC 50983, 1616 nucleotides long. RefSeq lists its product as hypothetical. Gene Ontology annotation, molecular function: ADP-specific glucokinase activity. Lineage: Eukaryota; Perkinsozoa; Perkinsida; Perkinsidae. Gene Ontology annotation, cellular component: endoplasmic reticulum. Gene Ontology annotation, biological process: glucose metabolic process. Bases 1 to 1599 code for a protein of 532 amino acids. The transcript has 15 exons. The record is from RefSeq and is a predicted model, not a curated record.